AUGUGGGGGAAGGAAGGACCCAGUCGCGUGGCGUCCGUGUUCGUGCUCCCCGCUGUCGUGACUCUGCACACCCUGUGCGUGCUCUCCUUCCUCUCCACGCUCCUUCUGAGGGGAAAACAAUGGAAGCAGCCGUUAGACACUGCGGGCAAACACGAUCAAAAACACAGCUACAGAAAGACCAAAGAGCAAGCCAUCAAGGGGCGGGGCUACUCAUAUGGGUGGGAGCAGAGUGCAGCUGAGAGUAGUACAAGGCUGCACUCUGUACAGACAGACCUCCACCAGCUCCACCAUCAGAUUCACUGCUACAGACAGUACUUAUCAUCGCUUCAAAAGCACAGCGUGCAGCAAGCAGCAGCGCACCUCGCAAACGGAGGGCGCCCUUACUCCCAGCAAAUGGGCGAUAGAAAACUGAUCGGUGCCUAUGACAUUCCCAAUAUGCGCUGGCAUGACUUCGGGGCAGCGAUCAGCAUGGACGAUCUAUCCAAUCCACAUCCAGAAGAAAUUGCUCGAGUUAAAGAAGCGCUGAAUGACAACGACACUGCUGCAGCAAUUGCAAAGAUUAAACAGUGUUUUAUUAAGCAAGAUAAUAUUCCACUCAAAAUUGCCAUUACAGGAGAAUCCGGUGCAGGUAAAUCCACCUUUGUUAAUGCUUUCAGAGAUAUGGGUGAUGAAGCAGAGGGAGCUGCUUCAACUGGUGUUACACAAACCACCUCAGAGGUUACAGCACACCCCCAUCCAAACUAUCCCAAUGUCACUCUUUGGGAUGUUCCUAGAGUUCAAACCCCACAUUUUGAUGAGUACCUGAAACUUGUUGGAUUUGAGACGUUUGACUUCUUCAUCAUCAUCUCAGACACUCGCUUCAGAGAAAAUGAUGUGAAACUCGCUCAGGAGAUUCAGAGGAUGAAGAAAAAGUUCUACUUUGUUCGUUCAAAGAUCGACAACGAUAUACAAGCUGCAGAGAGAAGUCAGAGAGAGUUCAGUGAAGAGAAGAUACUGGAACAUAUCAGGACAAACUCCAUUCAAAGUCUCCAGAAACAAGGGUUUCGGUCUCCACAGGUCUUCUUGGUUUCCAGCUUUGAUCCCCACCUCUACAACUUCCCUCUCCUACACGAGACCUUCAGGAAAGAACUUCCUGAACUCAAGAGAGAUGCACUGCUGUUUGCCACAUCCAACAUGAACCUGGAGAUCAUUAACAAGAAGAAAAAAGCUUUUCAGUCCAACAUGAAAUACAUCACUCUGCUGUCUGCAGCUCUAGCAGCUGUUCCAGUUCCUGGAUUUUCUGUUGCUGUUGAUCUGAUCUUGAUGUUCACAUCAUUCCUGAAAUAUGUUGCUGGGUUUGGGCUUGAUAAGCCAUCGCUGAAGAGAAUUGCUGCCAGCUCUGAUGUUCCAUACACUGUUCUGAGCAAUGCUGUCAGGUCACCGCUGGCUGCAGAAAAAAUAGACAAAUAUUUUAUCAUGAAGGUGUUGAUAACAGCUGCAGCAAAGGGAGCUUCCAGAUUCAUCCCAAAGUGUGGAAUCCUAGCAGCAGUGAGCCUGUCUUUCAUCAUUCCCUACAGUUUUCUGAAGACGUUUCUUAAUGUCUGUGCUGACGAUGCUCAGAGGGUGUUUGAAAGGGCUCUGGGUUUGAGCACCUCAGAGUGAUUUUCCAAAGUAAAAGUUAGUGUCAUUAAGAGACACAUUUAAAACUGAAUCAUAUUAAAAAGCUAUAAAUAUUUUUUUUUCUGAAGUAAAAACUGAAGUCAUA
Molecule: messenger RNA, 1744 nt
Organism: Pelmatolapia mariae (spotted tilapia)
Lineage: Eukaryota; Metazoa; Chordata; Actinopteri; Cichliformes; Cichlidae
Product: interferon-inducible GTPase 5-like
Exons: 6
Coding region: 1-1641 (546 amino acids)
Cellular component (GO): membrane
Molecular function (GO): GTP binding
Source: RefSeq, a predicted model, not a curated record